AUGAAUCCACAACAGCAUCAUCAACAACAACAAGGAGAGAGUGCAAUAUCUGCCUCCAACGCCAGCAACAUACCAACUGGACAACCUGCAGCGACGGCGUCCAACCCAAUUUCAAUUGGCCCACAGAGACCAGAUUCUGCUCAACGAAAUUCCAGUAGAGGUAGCCAACGAUCGUCCCUACAAUUGGACGAGCUUGGUGAAAAUUGGGCUGAGGUUACGGAUGUUUGGGAAGCCAACGUGGCUCAACCCAGUCGCAAGGCCUUACGCGAAUUUUUCUAUCCAUCGCGACAGAGUUUGCAAAAUAAUGAUGAGAAUCAACAGCAACAAAGUCGACAACAAUACGCAGAAGGUGGAGGAUCCAAUGCUGCCAACCCAUCAGCAAGGUCAGCCAAUCCCCAAACAAUACGAAAUGCUUCCUCUCCAACAUCCAAUGGUGCUCUGUCUCCCUCCACGUUUCGACAACCACCGCCCUCGAUUGCUCAAAACCCAGAUGUGAUCGAACAAGAGCGGCAAGACAAGGAGUUUGUGGAAGAUUUUUGGACCAUUUACGAUGAUAUUAUCAUUCUAAGUUUAUUUACUCAAAUUGGAAUCAUUUGCCGCUUGGGAGUGGCCUAUAGUUUUCGAGUGUUGGACGCCGUCUUUCGGCAGGGGAGUGCCUUGUUUACAAAUUUACCCUUGAAUUGCUUUUCCUGCUUUGUCAUGGGCUUGUUGUGCAGUGGGGAAUCGCUAAUGGAGAUUGUGUCGACACGAUUCAGUCCUCCACGGUUGCAGCACGAUUUGCAUCAAGAGGCUAGACAGCUGCUGGCAGAACAAUCCAUGGACGAGGAAGACAUGAUGGACGAUCGCUCUACCGAGUCUCUUUCGUCAACCUAUCCCCGCUUUGGAGGAACUCAAGCCCGACGGAGGAAAAAGAAGAAUCGACGAAUCAUGGGCUGGCGUCCUAAAUCUGAUGACUUUUACAGCGAGUUACGGGAGGUUCAACUACUAGCCUUGGAACGAAGGAUACGGGCAUCGCCUUGUUUAGUCUUGUUUCAUGUCCGAAAAGAAGACGUCGAUCUGGUAGAAAACUAUUUCAACAAUGAUAUUUCCAACAACAAGAAUGAAGACACAUCAAAUCAACAGACUGGAACCAGGACGGAAGAAAAUGAUGAGGGUAACGAUGGUGAGCGAUUUUCGUUAGAUGAACACGAUCUCGUUUUGGAAGAGACGCAAGACGAUCCUGAAAAUCGACGGACAUUUGCGGCAGGACAAGAGUUAUCGACAGCUUCCCUUCCGGCAAGUAAAAAUGCAAAUAAAAAUGACCAGGACUCCAGCGGACCUAUUGUUCCUGGUCGCAAACGAAAAGUGCGGAUUGAAUCAAGGGCAUAUGCCCAAAUUACUCAAGCGGAUAGUACUGAAAGUGCUGCUACACCCACCAAUGCUGCCGCUGCUGCUGAUCCAGCAGCACAGCCAUUGGAUUUGGAACAAAUAGUGUCAAAUGUUGCUACCGAUGUGUCACAGCAGAUUUCUCAAUUGAGCCGCGUCACUCUAGCUGACGGAUGGGAUGUCGGAACCACACCUGACGAUAAAAAGAAGGACCUCAUGUUGGGGCUACGUGAUGGCCUUUGUGGUGCCUUGUCUUCCUUUUCUUCCUGGAUCUCCGCCAUGGUCAGUCUACUUCGAGAUGGCAAAGUUGGUGAGGCUUGUGUUGGAAUUGUGAUUGGAAUUCAACUACCCAUUGUGGCCUAUCGAUUUGGUCAGCAUGUUGCCGUCUGCGUCUUUGUAUGGAGAUGCCGAAGAGAGACGAAACGAGACGAACGACGUGGUGGGUAUGGAAUCCGUUUAAGCACGGACGAGGAGGACGAUAUACAAGAACAGGAAUUCCAGUCUCCCCAAUCGGGAAAUCUUGACAAUCCGUAUGCCGAAGACAACUCGGAAACACCAUCUGUCCGAGCUGUCAUCACGGCACUCUUUGUCAUUUCCGUUGUGGCCCAAGUCACUUCAUUGAACUUUUAUUACGAACCAGAUGAUCGUCUACUUGCUUUCAGUCUCCUCUUUUCUCCAUUGGGAGUCCUUACGAGAUGGAGACUCUCCCGGUACAACUCCUGGAGACCAAACUUUCCUAUUGGCACUUUUACUUGCAAUAUUUUGGCUUGUGCCUUGUCUGGAACCUUGGGAAACGUGUUGGCGGGUAACCCAGGGCCAACGGAGCGAAUUGCUUUGGUGGCAUUGAUUGCUGGAUUCGGAGGUACUCUUAGUUCGGUCGCCAGGUUCAUUGUCGAGAUGUUGGCCGGGGUGGACCCAAUAUUGUUGCGUAUUGAUGGGGCAUAUUACGGGAUGAUAUCCAUCUUUUGCGGCUUGCUGGUUAGUUUUGUAUUUACGGCAUCCGGUGACUGGGCAGAUACUACCGGUACAGAUAGAUAA
Cylindrotheca closterium is the source of this 2403-nucleotide messenger RNA. The record is from the annotation of a GenBank genome assembly. Lineage: Eukaryota; Bacillariophyta; Bacillariophyceae; Bacillariales; Bacillariaceae.